Penicillium crustosum is the source of this 732-nucleotide messenger RNA. RefSeq names its product double-stranded RNA binding motif domain-containing protein. Lineage: Eukaryota; Fungi; Ascomycota; Eurotiomycetes; Eurotiales; Aspergillaceae. The record is from RefSeq and is a predicted model, not a curated record. The transcript has 3 exons. Bases 1 to 732 code for a protein of 243 amino acids.
AUGUCUAGGUUCUUCGCUCAAAAACUUGAAUUUGUUGGGCUUGAAUGGCUUAAGCUUGAGAUUGGCUUAUGGCUAUAUCUCUACGUUCCACAACUGUCGAAUGCAUCCAUUGUCAAGAUCUGUAAGCAUCUGCUUCGGAACGAGCUCCAGUAUGACGAGCUUCUUUCGGAAAUAGAGCCGACACCACAUUUUGAUGGCUCGUCAGAAUCUGCCGCAACUCUUUUCUUCCACAACAUCGGAACAAAGGUCAUCCAAGGUUACCUAGAGCCAUCCCUAUCUAUGGUGCCCAUUCGGGUUCUUCUCUCUGGGCAUCUGGACAAGCGUCGAGAAGGGAUCGUAAACCUUACCAGGAGUGUGAAAGAAUGCUCAAAUGGGGAAAGUGACAAUCUACCGCUCGCCCACUUCCAGGAAGAUACACCAUACAAACCAUGGGACCAAGAACAGCAAUUACGCACCAAGGACGAAUUGUUCCAUCAAAGUUACUCUCACCUUGCUAUAGAGCAGAUUUGUGAGGAUCAUAAAUAUACAAGUGCACUGAAAGAGAUGGGAGAUUCCGAGUGCUCUUCACCGGAUUACAGUUUGAUUCGACUGGGGUUUGAUCCUCCAAGGUGGUGUGCUGUGGCUCAAUAUAGAGGGGUCAAAUCAUCUGCAGAGGCAAGUUCUAAAAGAGCAGCAAAACACUCAGCCUCCAAAUCACUUUGGCUGCAAAUGGGGGGUGAACCCAUCGCUUAG